Paramecium octaurelia is the source of this 612-nucleotide messenger RNA. Lineage: Eukaryota; Ciliophora; Oligohymenophorea; Peniculida; Parameciidae. The record is from the annotation of a GenBank genome assembly.
AUGCAGCAAUUUAAGGCUCAUUCGCAAUUAUCCAAUUAAGACUUUGGAAAGAUCAAACUGAAAAGCAUAGGCUUUGACAUAGUAGUUUUUGAGAUUAAUAAAAUAUCCUAUUUUAUUUAAAUAUAAAUUCUCCAGAUUCAAUUCUUAUGUAUCCAAGUAAUAAUAAUAAGCACCAUGACCAAUAUUUCUGUUCACUUAAAAAUGGCUUAAAACCAAAAAGUAGGUAUUUCAAUCAUAUACUAGUAAGUUGCUAUUAGUUUUUAUUGUAGGGUAUAAACUUUUCUUACAAAUUACUUAAACCUUAUGCUUUCUCCUAGAAUGCACUAAGUACUUUUUAACUCUCAUAUUUUAGCAAAAUUAAAAUUAAGAAAGGACGAAUUGAAAUAGAAUUUCUUUGAAUUUAUAAUUUUUAACCAUAAAUUUGCAUACCUAAAGUUAGGAGUCCAUUACAGUCACACCCAACUCUAUGCUUUAUCUCAUUCUAUUAAUAGACUCAAACUACGACUAUACAAAAUUUUACUUUAGCCUCAUCGUAAAGGGAAAUUAUUGAGAGCACAGUUUAAAAUUGAGAAUAUAGACUUUAGUAAGUAAACUUACAAGGAAUUCUUUUGA